This is a messenger RNA of Frieseomelitta varia, 7062 nucleotides long. Its product is annotated as TSC22 domain family protein 1-like. Lineage: Eukaryota; Metazoa; Arthropoda; Insecta; Hymenoptera; Apidae. The transcript has 7 exons. The coding region runs from base 997 to 2349 and encodes 450 amino acids. The record is from RefSeq and is a predicted model, not a curated record.
GAGCCGGCGAACGGUUCGCUCUCGGCGCGUUCUUUGCAUCCCGUCCGUCCGUCUGUCCGUUCGUUCGUUCGUUCGUUCGUCUCGUGUUCCACUACGAUCGUCCAUCGUUCUACGAACUCUUCCACAACUGUGUGUGGUCCCUGGCCCCGUCCGCUGAACGUUCUUGCUCCUUGGAACGCGAUAAAAACGGGACGAGCCGUACGAUCGAUACGAAAUAGAAAGGAUCGAGAGCGUGACACCAGGGUUUGCCGAUCGUUUGAGAAUUUCGUCGAUUUUUCGAGAGCGUCACGGUGCACGGUGGUCGACAACAGAAUCGAUCCCCGGAGGGAGAAGGCAACCGCUCGCAGAGGAUACCGUCGGCGCGCUGGCAAACGUGUAACGAGCACGCGGAGAUUUCGACGAGCGGUACGAGGAUGUCGCGCGUCGUGGACCACCCCGACUGUCGUUGUCGUCACCGUGUACCGGUAACGACGAUCUUCGCGGCGAUCUUACGGUGAGAUCGCCGGCCGGUGCGUGUACGUGUUUCUCCAGCGCGAGCUUUUCCGUGUACGAAUAGACUCGAUACUCCAUCGUCUCGGAUUACGAGGAACAGCUCCGAUUCGCGAGGAUAUAUACAUACACGGCCGAGUGUAAUUAUUUACCCAGGUGAACAGGAAGGAAGGAAUCCUUGUAUCCAGCGACAGGUACCAGCGAUCCGUGAAAAGACGUACCGUGAAACAUAGUGUUAUGACCGUCGCGAACGGUUUCGGAGCAGGGACAAGUUCCAGCCGAGUUUGAAAGUGGUGACAAGUUUCUCGAUGGAAAGUGAUUGUUUUUGGAACGAUGGUCCUAGCCGUGACAGCUAGCAGUUCGACGUUCAGUGCAAAGAGAAACGAAGUGUGAUCGAACGAAGAAACAACGAGGGGAGAAGCGGUACAGUAACGGGCGUGUGUACGCAAGCUUCUCUUCGCUUCGCUUCGCGCGACGCCCGUGAGGAGCUGUACGAAUCCCGGAUUAAUGCACGCUGGAAAUCACAGCAUGGAGGACAUAGUGACGGUCGUCAGCACGAGCACGCCAAGCACCAACACGGUUCAUCCUAGCGUAAACGACAUGGACUGGUUCGCCGGUGUGGCCGAGGAGGAACUGCUGUACUACACGGGCGUUGGCAACGAUGUCGAUUCUCUUUGGGCUGUGAUCGGGAGCUUCGUGCCACCGCCGCCUAGGCCACCUUAUUUACCUGAGGAGGCUGUUACCACCGACGGACUCACCACCUGUGAUUUGUGUUCCUGGGCGUGGAGAAACGACAGGCAUUCCUUCUCUCUCGACGGCACUCUCGAAGCUCCUGGAGAACUUGGAUGGGUGCUGACUCUAGUGAUAGUGUCGUUAGUAUCGGCUGGCAUCGGCGCUGUGGUCAUGGUGACGCUUCUUCACUGUCGGAGAUUAAAAAGCACCGGUGGCAGAGCGAGUUGCUGCAGUGUCGGCGUCGAGGAUUCGAACGUCCAGGAGACCGGUGGCCCAGGUAGCGGCGGCGGGGCUGGCAGUGGAGUGGCCGUUAUACCCGACCGGCCACCUCUCGAGCUCGAUAAGCUACCGCCUUAUCACGAUGUCGCUCCUAGUCCUGGGCACAAUGUGUGGUCGUGGUUAGGCUCGCGACGCGGCGGCGGUACACCGGGAGUCGUCACGACGCCUCUGUCGCUUCCGCAACACAGACGAGCCAUGAAUCUCCCGGUGGAGAACCACUACACCCACAUGCAAACGGACGAAGCCCUGUACGCAGAACUGGACUCUCAGGCCGCGAGCUACGCGAGCGAUCUCCAGCUACAAAUGAGAGGAAGCUCGACGUACGGUACAACUUCCGGCGGACAGGACGACGAAUACCACGAACUAGACGCCGCAAGGUUACAUCGUCAUUACGGCGGUAGCAGCGGCGACGGAUCUUUGCAGAGGGACACACUUCGUACGCGUCACAGUAAAAGGUUACAAGAACCGGAUUAUGAGAUGUACGAGAACGGGCCGUCGACACCGGUCCCUCCAGGUCAGAUGCAACAUCAUCAUCACCACCACCACCACCACAAUCAUCACCAUCAUCACCAAGACCUACGGAUCGGCAGUAGAAACGGUGAUCAUCCGUCGUACCAGAACACGGCGUACACCGGAAGCGACGCCGAACCAGACGGGCCAACCUUGAGCAGCGCGCCAAGUAGCGCUUACUACAGCGACCUGAGCUCGAAUUCGGCGAAUCAACAGAUGCCCGCGGCGGCGUCUUCUGGAAGCAACACGAACCUUCAUCUAAACCCGCAGGGCUUGGAAACGCCUCAAUAUCGAUUGGCAGCGAUAAACGAGAGCUCCGUGCCAUCGGACUAUAUUUAGGAUGAAAUUUCUCUUUCUCUUUUUUUCUUUCUUUCUUUCUUUUUUUCCUUGUUGUGGAUUAACAAUAAGCGAGAAGCUCUUAUCGAGACAUUUUUCGGACGAUUGUGUUUCAGUGUCUUCUUUUAUUUGCGUUUUGAUUUCGGUGGUUCGAUCGCCGAGGUUGAAGACUGGAGUUUUUCACGCGACGAUCAGAACUCGGGAGUAUUCGCGUGCCGAGCAACGUGAAAGAGCAAACGAUCGAUUCAACUAUCAGUAUAAAGAUGGAAGAAUAGCUCGUUGACGACGAAAUCCGCGUCUUCAACGGUUUGCGUGAAACGCGCUAGUGCCAUAAAUAUUUUCCACUUACAGUGGCAACUAUAAUACUUCGCGGCAGUCAAUGCCGUCUUUAAGAGCACAUCGACUGUUCCGCUCGGAGAAGAGCGGACUAAUUCUCGCGCUUUGUCAACGAAACUUGCGUAACGAAAUUUUAUACCGCACUUACAAUGCCGUUAUUGUUCUCCUCUCAGGGAAUCAGACCGCCCACGGAAGGAAUGAAUCUGUUAGUUUAUUAACGAUCUAGCGCGUUACGAGCGUUAUUCUUAUUAUCGCAACGUGGCAGUCGGAUUCGCAAGCGUUGCUCGCGGUCUUCGGCGUUCUUCGUCCUAUCGACCAUAUUCGUUGGCGGACGCGAAAUGAAAGGGUCUCCUCGGGAAGGCAAUGAGAGCACGAAGCAACAAACGCACGAAACCGAUUGGAAUGAAGUCGUUUCGAAGAACAGGUGUUUCGUAAUUUGACGUUCGGGGGCUUUCAGUCAGCGCCCUCGGCUACAUCCGCUCUGCUUUUGCAUUUCGAGCGAAUUGCACGGAAUGCUGCACGAUAUCUUUUCUCUCCGAUGUACAACGUUUCGUAAUCCUUCCUUUUUUCUCCUCGCCUUUUUCAAAUAGCUCUCAGAUGCUCUUGAUAAAACGAACGAAUGUUUCCAUCGCGCUCGUUUGCAUCUUUAAUCAUUCAAUCUCUAAAAUGAGACUCUCCGACUAGGAAAUUAUAUUCACAGACGCCGUGAAAAUGAUGAAUGCAAGAUUUUAACUAAUUAAGAUUUGUCUUCCUCUGAUAAUCUUCAUUAUGAAUUUCGCGCGAGACCAGCUUCUAAACGGAAAUUAUAAAUCAUGCGAUAUAGAUAUUUAAAUUCUGCAGCGAAAGGUUGCCCAUCGGAGAACAUGUUUCAACGCGAGGGUGACUGUUUCACGGCAUCGUGCGAUAGUAUUCGUCACUGAAUCGUUAAACAGGAUUCUCCGGCUUCGUCAAGCUUAAUCGUUUAUCUUCGACCCUCGUUCGACGGCAGAAUUAAUUCGUUUCACCCGAUUCGGCAGAACUCGUUUAAUCGACGCCGUCGUGUUCUCUUAAUUACCUUCUCUCGGACAGGCUCGAUUGUUCCUUCGACAGAACACGAACUGAAGGAGACGUUCUGCCUUCGAGAGUCUCCGCCGCGUCCGCGUUUACGUCUUUCAUUUGUAUCUCACCUGCACCCACGGUUUGUCGGCGCACGAUCACCACACAUACUUUCCACGUUCGGCAUCACGUCUUAACCAACGAAGCCAUUUCUUUUUUUCUUUUUUUUUUCAUACGCGCGAAUCUUCGUUAACUUUUAAUUAAUAUGAAGAUCUGAACGAUGACUUGCCGUUCAUUUGAUUCUUUGAAUCGAAGUGAAACGAACUAUUUAAUACUAUUUAAAGAGACAACGUCGUUUUACUUUACUUUACGCGAUGUCGAUCGAUACAAUUUCUGUGCGUACAAGUACUUCGUGCAAGAAAGAUGCUGGAGAAACAGAGAUAACGCAAGCUAAUGCAAGCUAACCGACAGUUGCCGCGUAAACCGGAAGGCGAAAGGUACAUAUCUUUUUCUUCUCUGCGAGCUUAUAAAUUACCGCGGUCAUUCGGUUCGUUGCGUACUGAGGAACGCAACAUUUCGUUGGCCGAAAAAAUCGUUCCGCGACGCCCGGAAUCAUUCACAGCUCCGCCGCUUAACUAUACACACCGAGGAGAACAUGUAGAUGCAACAAUGCACUUCCUCGCGGCCAAGCAAUAAUUAAUUGCUCUCUCGUGGCCACAAUGGCGAUAGGGAGAGCCGGCGAUACCCUGCGCUGGCGCAUUAUUUCGCCGAAAAAAAUCCCACGAACGCGCCGCGCUGUCGGAUGGGUAGGCUCUUAUCGUGGUCGUGUUACGCGAACGGGAACGGUAUUAUGGAAUUCGUUGGUGCCUUCGCUUAAUUAAGGCCCGCUUCCCUCCGCGCAGAAUCUUCCGCAUUUAAGCGACGAGCUUGUAUCGGUCAGACUCGCGAGCGAUUCACCAACGAAUUUUUCUCUUCUGGCUCAAGGAAUACUUGGUGGCAGUAUCUCCAAAAAAAAAAAAAAAAAGACGUAAAAAUGAUAAAUGAAUCGAGAUGUAAAUGUGGCGACAUGUUCUUUUUUUAAUUAAAAAAAAUUGACCGCGAAGAUUAAAUAUGUUGGGCAAGAAAGACUAAGAGAGUUUGUGCUCAAGCUCAAAAAUAUCAGGAUUGAAUUUUUCAUUCUUAACUUUGUCUAAUUCAAAUGCGAAUUUAUACAGUCGUGUUUACUUUUACCUAGUUUUUUUUUACGUAAUUGCACGCACGCAGGAAAUCUCGCUUCCCGCUAUUAUGAUAUUCCGAGAAGUCCUCAAACCGAACGAAUACUCAUCCAUCAACUAUUCCAGAUUCUAAAAUCCUAAAACGCUUUCUCGAAAAUCGGCAGCGCGGCAGGAUCGUGGGAAUUUACCUCGUUGUAUUCCCGCGAAAUUCUCGAUCGAUCGUGAACGGCGUGUGUAAUGGGCGAUACAUAGAGCGUGGUGCAACGCACGCCGAGGAUGCGUCGGAAGGAGUACGGGGCCGUAAGGACGUUCGGACCCGCCCUGGCUGGGCACACACCACCUUCGCCCCUGCUACGGGAUAUAUAAAUUAUACAUGUAAAUAUACGGGCGGUCGGGCCGAGAAAGAUCGAACCGUGAGAUAUCGAGAUAUGUGUUGGCGACCCGCACACCUCGCCUCCUCCUUUCACCACUUUUUGCUCGUUUUCGCGUUCCCUCUCGCUACGAAGGGUUACGCCAGCGCGCACGCAUAAACUCACGCAUCUACGUGCCUAUGGCGAAUACCUUUGUCGCCGCUGCCACCGAAACGUCCCUUAUCCCCGCGUGCACGCAUACCGCUCCCGCUAAUUCCUAUACAUUUUUCGAAUUACCGGUGAAAUCGCGGCAAACCUGAGCGUUCCUCGUUACUCGCGGCGUUCCCACAACCGGAAAAAUGCUUCGUGGAAUGAAAUCCCAUGCGCCGCUGAAUUGUUCGCCGGCUGCUUUUGGCGCAUCGCGUGCCCUCCUCUUGAAAUUUUAUUCGCUGAAAGCCCCGCCGACAAUUUCGUCACGAACGAACCGUCACGACGAAUCUGCGAAUAAAGUUCCUUGAACGAGGAAACAUAGCGUGACUUUUUAUCUGUUACUGAUGAUCGAAAUAGGAAGUCGUUUGUACAUCUACGGUUGGAUUCCAUUUGUAUCAAUGAAAUUUCAUUUAUCAGUUUGUGGAAUUUAUACAAUAAUCCACUGAUCAAUUGCGAUAUUUCGUGUUCACAUGAUAGAAUUUCACGUUUAGACGAAUGAAUUCAGUCGGCUGGAGUUCACUUAAUCGAAAACUAAGCAAAAUUUCGUACAAACGGAGUUCUUUUCCAAGAGAAUGCUAUAGAAUCAGAAAGUGUCGCAAAAAUAGAAAGAAAAAAUUCCGUUCUGUCGUUUAUGCAAUGUCCUCGGUGUGUUAGCAUAUAUGUGGCGCAACACGGUGUGUUGAAAUUCCUAUUGCGUAAACUGUUACAGAUCUUAUUGCGUAGACCGUUACCGAUCGAUUAAAAUCAAAUGCAUCAUUACGAAAUGGACAGGAAACGUAUGAUUUAUCUUAAAUAUACAAUUUCAAUCACGACGCUUCUUAAAGUGCUAAUCGCGGAAAACGAAGGACUGCGGUUGUCCGAUAUCAGCAUGAUAAUUAUGGUGAAAAGAGCAAAAUUAAGUUUUUAUUGCAACCACGACAACGUUCCUGACACAAAUCCACGAUUGACUAACGAAUCUGUAUUUUCUAUGUGAUGUGAUGCUUCUUGCCCCUAAUUUUUGUAACUAUAGAACGAGUGUAAGAUGUAAUAUAGUGAUUUAGCGAAGUCUAAUGGGAGAAAUAAUGUAUAAAAGUGUAUGUGUGAAAUUGUAAAAAUAAGAAAGUUUAUAAGUUAGUAAUUAACUUUCAUCUGAUUAUUGACAUGACACGGUACUAAAAAUGAAUUGUCAUAUAAUUUGCAAUUAAAUCCAAUAAUUAAUUUUAUGUUAUUAUUUACAAUCAUGUACCACAAACAGGGAUAUAUACUUUAAAAUUCCUGAAAAGAUUAAAAAUAUUUUCUUCAUUUCUUAUAAAAGCUGUCGUCUGAAAAUAUCGAAUUAUUAUCUUAAAUGUUUGACAAUUCUACGGUACAACAAAGUACUAAGUUUCCAUCUGUAACUGCUGACAUGAUUUGUAUAUAACAUUGCAACUUGUAAAGAAAUGUAUAUAAUCGUAAAAUACUUGUGUACAUGAAUGAACUCAUUCUGUAUGCAAUUAAGUCAAUUAUUGUGACCAAUUUUUAAAGGCAUUGCACUUUUUGUAUGUAAGAAAUUGUACAGUAAAUAAAGAUAAAAAUUUCAUAUCUAUAAACAA